This is a messenger RNA of Chroicocephalus ridibundus (black-headed gull), 1705 nucleotides long. It is a transcript of the gene ARL6IP1, whose product is annotated as ADP ribosylation factor like GTPase 6 interacting protein 1. Lineage: Eukaryota; Metazoa; Chordata; Aves; Charadriiformes; Laridae. The record is from RefSeq and is a predicted model, not a curated record. The transcript has 6 exons. Gene Ontology annotation, biological process: cotranslational protein targeting to membrane. Bases 97 to 708 code for a protein of 203 amino acids. Gene Ontology annotation, cellular component: Sec61 translocon complex; membrane.
AAUCAGGGUGCCGAGAAGGGCCGCGGAGGCUAUAAAGGGCGGCCGGCGGAGCGAUGCGGGAGGGCGCGGCCGGCGGCGGUGUGAGGGCGGUGCAAGAUGGCGGAGGGUGACAACAACAGCGUCUACCAGCUGGCUUCAGAAACUGCUAGCUUGGAAGAGCAGUUGCAAGGAUGGGGAGAAGUGAUUUUGCUGACUGAUAAAGUUCUUCGCUGGGAGAGAGCCUGGUUUCCUCUGGCGCUGAUGAGUGUUGUUUCCUUUUCUUUUCUAAUGAUCUACUACUUGGACCCAUCAGUUCUUUCAGGCGUCUCCUGUUUCGUUAUGUUCCUCUGUUUGGCUGAUUAUCUUGUUCCUGCUCUUGCACCUAGAAUCUUUGGCUCUAAUAAAUGGACUACAGAACAGCAGCAAAGAUUUCAUGAGAUUUGCAGCAACUUGGUAAAAUCUCGUCGCCGAAUUGUUGGCUGGUGGAAACGUCUCUUCACACUGAAGGAAGAGAAGCCUAAAAUGUACUUCAUGACCAUGCUUUUCUCUCUUGCGGUGGUUGCCUGGAUUGGACAGCAAGUUCACAAUCUCUUUCUGACCUAUCUUAUUGUAAGUUUCUUGCUGCUGUUUCCUGGACUAAACCAGCACGGGAUCAUUACAAAGUAUGUUGGAAUGGCGAAAAGGGAGAUAAACAAACUUCUCAAGCACAAGGAAAAGAAAAAUGAAUGAAGACUUAACUGCUGUUCACUCCUGUAAAAGGUUUCCUUGGGAACAGUUUUGAGAAUUAACAUAUAAUUAAGAUGAUAGAAGUUGUAUCGCUCACUGGCUUUUUUUUUUUUAUUGGCUCCCUGAUGAAGUGAAAAUGUCACUCUAGCAACUGCUGUGGGUUUGUGUCUCUGGCUGUGCUUGACUAAGGUUCUGCAGCUGAUCUUAGAGGGAAGAUGCUGAGCUUAGAGGGAAGAUCCUGACCUUUGGUGUACGGCGCUUAUUAAGUGUCUUCGCCAAACUAAGAGGCCCUGUAAAUAAAUACCCCGACUCAAGGAACAGCAGAAUUGUAAUGCGUGAUAGCAUUUCUGUAACUGUGGUAGUUUCACUGAUCAUUAAUUUGUAGCUACAGCAAGUAUGAAAGGCAGUUCUGAAAGCUUACACUUCUUGGAGGCUUAUUACUACUGAUCCUUGCGGAAGGAGGACAAUUGGCUGAAUAAGAAUGAUCGUGGCUGAGGGUGCAUACCCGAAAUCGCUGCAGAAGGUGGUCCCAUUGUCUCACUGAAUCCAUUUGCUUUUUUUGGCUGCAUAUACCAGAUUAUCUGUUGACUAGGGGUCUGGAAUAUAUAAAGUUGUAGUUCAGUUAUUUAGCUGUAGCAUAAAUUUCAACUCAUUGCACUGAGACUGUAGAAAAUGAGUUAAGGUAUGUGUUACCUUAACAGCCGAUUGUUCUGAAAACUGCUGUUGUCGUGGAGCCAUGUAGCACGUUUGGUUUUAUGAAUGUUGUUGUCUGUAUACAAAAUCACCUUGAAUAUGCUAGAUUUGUCUCUGUAAAUAAGCCUGUCUGAAUUGUUUGUGCUUUUCUAUGACUUCUCCCUUCUUUUUUAAAAACUGAAUUUUUUUCUUUAAAAAGCUGAAACCUGUGUUAAUGCAUUUUAAAAGUUUACUGUUUUAAAAUGAACUUUCUUCAGUGUCUAUUGUAACUGUCGAAUAGGUAAAUACAGACUAAAGAGGAACUUCA